This is a messenger RNA of Eutrema salsugineum, 831 nucleotides long. RefSeq names its product multifunctional methyltransferase subunit TRM112 homolog B. Gene Ontology annotation, molecular function: protein heterodimerization activity. The coding region runs from base 288 to 662 and encodes 124 amino acids. Gene Ontology annotation, biological process: peptidyl-glutamine methylation; tRNA methylation; rRNA (guanine-N7)-methylation. The record is from RefSeq and is a predicted model, not a curated record. The transcript has a single exon. NCBI's taxonomy places the organism in Eukaryota, Viridiplantae, Streptophyta, Magnoliopsida, Brassicales, Brassicaceae.
GCAAAUUUAUUUCUUUUUCUAUCACAUACCUUUUCUGACUAAUUGAACAAAUCUGGCCUGCUCAGUGGUUUGGACGACUGUUUACGCAACAACACGUAUUGAUCAGUUUUCUAUAAAAAAAAAAAAAAACUAGCUAUUAAGUAACCAUAGGGGUAUUCUCGUCCUUUUAGCAAGCUUCAGCCUGCCACCACGACACUUUGUCUUCCACCUCCGUCGUCAGCCGCCACGACACUGCUCCUUCCUCGCGCGUCUCUUGAUCGUCGCAGAGAUAGACAGAGAGAGAGAAGAUGAGGUUGAUUGUGCACAACAUGAUGUCUUGCAACAUCAAAGGAGUUGUUAACAACUUUCCUCUGCGGAUCGAAGCCGAGAAGGUGAUUGAGAAGGAAGUCGAUUUCAACCCGGAUUUUCUCAGGCACAUGUUCGCAAAGAUCGAGUGGAAGGCUCUUGUGGAUGGUGCUCGUUCUUUAGGUUACACCGAACUUCCGGAUCACGCACCAGACACGGCGGCGCUGGAAUCCGACGAAUCAUUUCUCAGGCAAUUCCACCACGCUUUGCUCGAGCUCCACCUCGAGGAAGGCUCACUCGUCUGCCCCGAAACCGGUAGAAAGUUUUCUGUCAACAAGGGCAUCCCCAAUAUGCUUCUCCACGAGGACGAAGUUUAAUUAUUCCUGAUCCUGAUGUUUUCAGAGAUCAAUGGAUUCCGAAAAUUUUAGAAGAUUUAAAAAUUAGAAGAAAAUUUACAUUUCAUUCCUCUUGCAUUGUGUUAUGGAUGAUUCUCUAAGCAAUAAUGCUCUGCAAAUCUAUAUCUUUUCUCCAUUCUUAUCAUUCUAC